CCUUACAAUGAAGAUUCUUUACUUUUCGGUCUGCAGUUCGUCCCUGGACAAGCCGAAGAUGAUUCGUCCUGAACGCACACACAGGACAUCGGGACGGGGGUCCGUGGCCAUUCACCAAUUACGCGCCAUUCGCGGCGGUGUGUCCUUAAUUUCUUAAAAAGCGUUUAAACAUCUAAUGAAAGCAUUUGGGACCCGCGAUUUCUGCUGUCAGUUGCGUUUGCCUUUUCGCCGUGUGCGGUUCGCUUCAGUUCGGUUCGAUUUGGUAUUCCUUGGUCCCGAUUGUCGAGCUGCAGGGAGCGAGCAGGAGAGGAUUAUGUCAUUGCAGCCAUGGCCAAGAUAAUCUCGACGAUCAAGGCCAUCCUCACGAGGAUCAUCUUCAGUGCGCACAGCCUGCUGGCCAUUUGGCAGGUGGUGGCCCUAAAGAGUGAUAUCAUAUACUGGGCACUAUGUGGACCACUCCUGUUGCUGCUGCUCGAGGGCAUCUUCACCAUCAUGAUCAAGAAAACGCAGGAGUGGCGCUGGUUCUGCCCCUCGGUGUUCCUCUACCUAAGCAGCAUUGUGCCGGCGAUAUGGCUCCUGGAGCUGGACAAGGUGGCCCGGCGGGUGGGCAACAUGACAACGACCAACUCGACGGUCUACAGUCCGAGCAACUACAGCAUUCCCGUGGGCAACACUACCAUCUUCAUAACCAGCACCAACAGCAGUGGCGUGCCUCCGGUGGCCACUCUGCUGGGUCAGGCCGGGGUCACCCUCUCGGUGACCCCGGACACUUGGACAACCCUCAUCGAGCAGUUCCUCAUGCUCAUCCUGAUCGUGGGUCGCUGGCUGCUGCCCAAGGGCGAUCUAACCAGGGAUCAGCUCAGCCAGUUGCUCCUGGUCUACAUUGGCACGGCGGCGGAUAUCAUUGAGUUCUUCGAUUCCUACAAGGACGACUCGAUAGCAAAGAUUGGAUUCCUGGUCUUCCUCACACUGGGCAUUUGGUCCUGGAGCCUCAUGCAGUUCACCAUCGUGCUGUCCGCCACUCGAGGACGACGACCACGAGGCAGUGGAUCGCAUCACAAAGAGGAACAUACCGACUGUUGCCAGAACUGUUGCUGUGGCAUUGAUGUGUGGGGCAUCGUACUCAAUGUGAUCCUGCAGGAUGCACCCUUCCUCACCUUUCGCCUGCUGAUUAUCUUCCAGUACAAAAUCAUUAACUACAUGAACGUCUUCUUCACAUGCAAAAACUCGUUGGUGAUCAUCCUGCAACUUUAUCGGCUAUAUGUGGUCAACGCCGAGUUCUGGAAAAAUCGGCGUGAAAGUCGAAUGGCCAAGUCACGUCAGUUCCAAUCUCGAAGGAAAGUGCAGGAUGCAGAUCAGAACAGCAUUUACAUGAUAUCCAACGAAAGGGGUGGUGAUGUCAAAAAGAAGAUCAAAAGAGCCAAGGACAAGGACUAUGCGGAGCAGGAGGCGGUAUACAGCAAAAAGAAGAAGGACAAGAAGGACAAGAAGAAGCGCAAACGCAAAGACACUGGCUACUCCACGGCCAGCUCGCAGAAUCUGUACUCCACGAAGGCGAGUGGCACGGACAAGGACACACGCCGCAAGGACAAGAAGGGCAAGAAGUCGAAGCGCACCUGCAGCAGCUCACCCAGUGACUGCGACUUGGCCAAAAAGCAGAAGCGCAAGAACGCGGAUAAAAACGAUAAGAAGAAAUCCCGCAAAAUUGAGGCAGUCGUUGAGGAGUCGAGCAGCUCGAGCAGCAGCAGCUCCGACUCCAGCAACUCCACUCUGCCCAGCUACGAGGUCAUCGACGAGAAGAAGGCCAGGCGCAGGAAGCACCGCGGAAGUAGUAGCGACACCAGUUCCGGGGACAGCAGCUCCUCCAGCUCCUCGUCCUCCAGCUCGGACUCGUCGUGAAUGAGGCACUUUUUUGGAACUAACGCCAGACGUUAUGGAAUCCGUUUUUUUGGCAGUCACUUGCCCGCAUUCAAGUGGCUGCUGAGCCCCUCUGCUCCGGGAGCUCAGAUUUGUAAGACCCCAAGGGGCAGGUCUAAAUUUGAUCGCAAACACACCGAGCGUUAAUCAUGAAAAUAACACAAGCUUACGGUUUUACAUUUAAAUGUUGUGAGGUACAAAAGAAACUGCAGUAAGUUUUAGAUACUUUCGUAAAAUGUAUCUUUAACAAGGUCAUAACAAGGUCACAAACUCUUUGAAUAUUUUAAAUUAAUUAAUAUGGCAUCUGCAAAAUAAUAUUUAAAGGCUUCCAAAUAAGUUAGCAUUUGCUAUUUUCUUGAUUAGUGCUCGAUAUAUUUUGAUAUAUUUGUAUAAACUACACUAUGGCAUAUUUGAAUGGAUAAUAAAUACGCGGGCUUCACAGCGAUAAGUUGGCAGCUCCGACUCGAUUAAAAUGAAGCUCUCUUGAAUAAAUUUUCAACGAGGUGAAAUUCUCUUAACGCUUUCUCUUUGCCGCAUGAAAAGCUUAGCAACGCGAACAGCUGCUAAACUUUUGUUGACACAC
Molecule: messenger RNA, 2500 nt
Organism: Drosophila simulans
Lineage: Eukaryota; Metazoa; Arthropoda; Insecta; Diptera; Drosophilidae
Product: transmembrane protein 26
Exons: 7
Coding region: 328-1899 (523 amino acids)
Source: RefSeq, a predicted model, not a curated record